Messenger RNA from Emiliania huxleyi CCMP1516, 1294 nucleotides. RefSeq lists its product as hypothetical. Bases 1 to 1059 code for a protein of 352 amino acids. The transcript has 5 exons. The record is from RefSeq and is a predicted model, not a curated record. Lineage: Eukaryota; Haptophyta; Isochrysidales; Noelaerhabdaceae.
AUGGCCUCCAUCGAACAGGCCGUAGCCGCGCUGAACGCGGCGGCAGCCGGCGUCCUCGGCUUCGAGCCCGCUCUCUCCUUCGCCGGAGCUCGUGACGCAGAGCACCUGGUGGCGUCCUUUGGCGCGCUCGUCACCGCGUGCAAAAGUGCGCAGGCAGCGGCUUCGGCGGCGGAGUUGAGCGCUGCGCGCCAGUACGCCGCGGCGGACCGUCUCGACAAGGCUGUGCACGCCUCUCGCGCACGGAUUGACUCGCUCGAGGCGCAGGUCUCCCGGCAGGAGGCGGAGCUGGACCGGCGCAGCAAGGCGCUCUCGGGAGCCAUGCACCGCGAGGCGCAGCGCGAAGCGACGCUGCGCAGACGCGAGCGCGAGAUUGAGCGGAUGCAGGCGCGUCUCGCGGACAAACUCCGCGGCGGUGCAAAGGCCCAGCUCAUUGAGGCUCCGGCGGCGCGCAAGCGGGAGGCCGCGGCGGCUGCGGACGGGCAGAGGCAGAUGGCGCUCGACUCGCGGCUGCCCUCGCCGCUGCGGCCUCUGCGCGACAUCUCUCCCAACCGGCGCUCCGGCGCAGCGACGCCGCCGUCGGCAAAGGCAGCGGCUAGGGAGGCGCUCUCGGAGGAGCGGCGGCUGCUGCGCGAGCAGAGGGAGCGGCUGCUCGAGCGAGCGGCGGCCGUGGACGAGGCGGCCGAGGCGGUCGACCAGCGCAGGCGCGAUCGCGGCUCCGUCGUUGGCAGAGCCUUUGUUGCAGCACAUGGGUUGGCGCCCAGACCACUGAGCAACCCAUGUGCCGCCCUCGCCUCCUUCCUCGACAGCCUCAAUGAGCGGCUCUUCACGCCCACCACCACCGGGCCAUGCGCCACCGCCGCCGACGGCGGCCUUUCCCCUCCUACGCCGUCCUCGCGCAGCCGCCGCCUCUUCGCCUCGCGUGCGGCCGGCGCUCCCAAGCCGGCCGACCCGCCAAACGACCCGCCUGCCGCCGGUUCCGACGAGGCAGCAGGCCCCUCUGAGGCGCCCGCCGCGGGGCCGUCGCCGAUCCCUCCACUCGUCUCCAUCGAGCGCUGCUGAGGGGCAGGGCUGCUCUCGCGCCGGUGGCCUCCGGAGGUGGUGCAUUCGCGCGGUGCCGGGAAGGUGGUCGAAAACGCGUGCGACAGAGCGGUUGCUUUGUGCUCAGAAGUGUGCUCAGCGCGAAACAGCGCGGGGGCACAUAGACGAUAGAGCCCACGCCCCGAGCCCGCGCGCCGCCCGACUGUGGCGUCGCUGUGCACACUGUGCACCGUGCCCACCGAGAAUGUGCGCGGGG